UGAUUACACACCCUCGACAGGGGUGCUAAGCCAUGCAAACACAUGGUUGUACAUUGUAGCAGUGACCUAGCUUCAUCCCACCAAUCAAAAUAUGACUGUCCCUUUCUUAGGAUGAACCACAACAGCCUUGCUAUCCAUUUUCUCAGCCUUCUACAACUACUGCUCCACGAUUUCGAAUCGCGAAGCUUCACGUAGCAACCGCGACGAUGGCUGUGUCUCCUCUUGUUACGCAUCCCCAGGAUGCUCUGCAAAACCCGAGAUCCGUAUCGUCGCCUUUGAAGAAUGCGACUUCGGCACAGGCAUCGUCCAAUGGAACACCUGUGUCUGCGGCGGUCGCCCCCAACCCAUCUGCAGCAAUUAUGUCGCCUUCUUUAGACAUUGCAGAGCAGCUGAACGAAGACGAAAAGCGUAAAUACGUCAAGGGCAAGAAGCUCGGUGAAGGUACAUACGCGAACGUCUACCUGGGAUACCUUAAGAGCGACCCGUCGCAAUAUGUCGCCAUCAAGAAAAUCAAGAUCCAGACCGAAUACACGGAAGGAAUGGCGCCCGACGCCGUCCGCGAAAUCAAACACCUACAAGAACUCUCCCACCCGAACAUCAUUACCUUGCAUUCCGUCUUCUCUUCUAAGGACCAGAAUCUGAAUCUUGUCUUGGAGUACCUUCCUCUGGGUGACUUGGAGAUGCUUAUUCGCGAUACGGACCGCGUUAGGUACGGUACUGCUGAUAUCAAAGCGUGGAUGGGAAUGCUUACAAGGGCCGUGUGGUUCUGCCACGAGAACUUCGUCCUGCAUCGAGAUAUCAAGCCAAACAACUUGCUUAUAGCCGCCGACGGGGAGGUCAAGCUGGCUGAUUUCGGUCUGGCUCGAAGUUUCUCCGACCCGUACAAGAUCAUGACUUCAAACGUCAUCACGAGAUGGUACAGACCACCCGAGCUAUUGUUCGGAGCGAAGCAUUACUCGGGCGCUGUCGACAUCUGGUCCGUCGGUUUAGUGUUUGCCGAGCUAAUCCUCCGCGUGCCAUACAUCGCCGGAAACACCGAAAUACAUCAGAUCAGCCUCAUCUGCCAGGCAGUCGGCACACCCACCGAGGACAACUGGCCCGGAGUGAGUAGUUUACCCGGGUAUACCAGGGAGGGCGACGUCUACCCGGUACAGGGCAGGGACGCCUACAUGGCCAGGUUCGGCACGGUCGGCUACGACGGCGUGGAUCUCUUAAUGAAGACCCUAAUCCUCGACCCCAAGAAGCGCAUCACAGCCUUCGAAAUGCUAAAACACGAGUGGUGGCACAAGGACCCCAAGCCCUCGCGCAAACAAGACCUUCCCAAGAAAAAAUCCGGUGCCCAGGACAAGGUUGGCGACGACUUGAAGAGAAGGCCUGGCAUUGUGGACGAGGAUAAAGGGAGCAAGGUCGCUCGGAAGCUAGACUUUGGCGCGAUGAAGUAGGGGUUCUAAACGUUGGAAGUCUGUUGAAAAGCCUGGUUAGUGCGAAUAUUAGGCCGGCCGGCUCAUUUGGGCGUACGAAGACAUGGCAUUACUGAGGCGUACGGGUUGGAUUUAAGGCAUGGAAGUUAGGCGUUAGUUGGGUCAAUGGCAAGGCAGUCACGUAGGUAAAUGGACGCUGUUACAAUGCAAAAGUUCGAACCCAAUCAAUUGUCAACGUUUGUGGAAUGUGUCGUGAUCGUGUUUGUGGUACAUAAAGUACAGCAGCCCCGUAUCAACAUAUAGGCUUGGUGCUAUAUACGUAGAUUCCUCAAGGCUACCUUGGUA
Molecule: messenger RNA, 1766 nt
Organism: Annulohypoxylon truncatum
Lineage: Eukaryota; Fungi; Ascomycota; Sordariomycetes; Xylariales; Hypoxylaceae
Product: serine/threonine-protein kinase
Exons: 2
Coding region: 207-1442 (411 amino acids)
Biological process (GO): positive regulation of transcription by RNA polymerase II; protein phosphorylation
Cellular component (GO): cytoplasm; transcription factor TFIIH holo complex; nucleus
Molecular function (GO): ATP binding; RNA polymerase II CTD heptapeptide repeat kinase activity; cyclin-dependent protein serine/threonine kinase activity
Source: RefSeq, a predicted model, not a curated record